UCUUGGGGCUGACAUGUUGUGAUUUGACCAUCUGUAAAUUGAUUUGAAAACCAGCUGGAAGUUGAAAACUUCCUGAAUGACUGAGAGUCUUCAUCAGCUGUUUAAAAAUGCUUCCAAACCAGUUUGAGUUGCUAAACGGGUCCAGACCAGCGGUUUGAAACUGGUUUUAAGAGCAGAUACACGUUUCUGAACUGGUUUAAAGCAGAUCUAACUAGGUCUCUAUUUUCUCCUGCAGUCUGAUUUUCUCCACACAUUCCCGUCCUGUCCCCCUUUUCCUUCCACUCUUCCUUCAUUCUAUCCUUUCAUCUUCAGCCUUCCUCUUUCUCUUCUGUCUUUCAGCAACAUUCUUCGUGUCUUCUCGUCACAUGUCCAAACACCUCAGACUUCUUUCCUGGAUUUUCUUAGAUGUCUCAUCACCAUGACUCAAACCCCUCUGAGACAUGGAUUCAAGAAAAAGACAACAAAAGUCUGACUUCGUGGACGAGAUAAAUCAUAAAAUAACUAAACUAUAAAAUAUGAUCUGAUUAUUAACAGCUGCAGGCAGAAUAAAACUACAACAGGAAAUUGUGAGCUUUUGAGUGGUCAGUGAACGCAGCACAGGCGGGUCUAGGAAGUUUUGUUUGUUUUUUUCCCGGCAGCACUUUGGGGACUUUUGACGGAGGAUCGUCAGAACAAAACACGGUUCGGGUUCGAUCCGGAUCAGAAGGUUUGGAGCAGACCAUGGUCCGGCCCAGGAGCCAGUUUGUUUGGUCAGGUCGAAACCCUUGGAGUGGACAUUCUCCACCUUCAGACAUGCAGUGGGCGUGGCUUCUGUGUGCACUAAGUGUGUGUGUCAAUACUUGCAGUGGAUUAGACAGGAAUGACCACGCCCUCCACAGCCAACAUCACAAACAGGUUUUCAGCAGCAAUCCAGCCUCAGAUCUGUGCCGAAUAGACCGACUGCUCUGUCAUGACCAGAAUGCCGCGCUGAGUUUCGAGGCAAUCUGCAGCAUCCACAAACUGAUGGACGAUGAUGCUGAUGGCAUGGUGGAUGCAACUGAGACAGAUGAGUUCCUCAGGGAGGAUCUCAAGUACCGGGACCCCAAAGUCAAACACAGCAGGUUCCACGGAGCCAACCUGCACAUCACUGUGGAGGACAUGUGGUACACCUGGAAGAACUCUGAGGUGUAUACCUGGACGGUUCAGCAGGUGGCAGACUGGCUGCGGCUCAGUGUGGAACUUCCUCAGUACACAGAAAGCUUCAGGAGACAUCAGCUGGAUGGCAAAGCUUUACCCAGGCUGGCGGUGAAGAACACGACUCUAACAGUGUCGCUGCUGAAGAUUGUGAACCGGAGUCACAGCCGGAAGCUGCAGCUGAAAGCUCUGGACAUGGUGCUGUUUGGACCUCCGCCCGGGAGACAAAACCACUGGAAGGAUGUUGUUCUGAGUGUCUCGAUUCUGAUGGGUUUGGGUGGCUGCUGGUUUGCCUAUGUGCAGACCAGGAAGUCCAGAGAUGACAUGGAGAAGCUGAUGAAAGACCUGGAGGGGCUGCAGACAGCUGAAGAGAACCUGCUGGACCUACAGGACAAGCUCCAGAAGGCUCAGGAGGAGCAGCGCUGUGUUCAGGUGGAGAAGGUCAAAGUGGAACAGGAGUUGCAGAAAGAGGUCAACUCGGCCAAGCAGGAGGCUCGCCGGCUCCAGCAACUCCGGCAGGGAACCCAGAACUCCAGGACUCGACAGAAAUACGCAGAGGACGAGCUGCAGCAGGUGCGUGCAGCACUGAAGAAGGCGGAGCGUGAGCUGGAGUCACGGACUAACUGGGCGCCACCAGAGUCUCUGCAGAGGUGGCUGCAGCUCACACACGAGGUGGAAGAUCAGAACUACAACACAAAGAAACAAAACGCCGAGAAGCAGCUGCUGCAGGCCCGAGAGGGGGCAGAGACAAUCAAGAAGAAGCGAAGUUCUCUGUUUGGGACGCUCCAUGUGGCUCACAGCUCCUCACUGGACAAUGUCAACCACAAGAUCCUGUCUGCCAAACAGGCCCUGGCUGAGGUGACGGCGGCUCUGCGGGAGAAGCUGUACCGCUGGCAGCAGAUCGAGACUCUGACAGGGUUCAGCCUGGUCAACAACCCAGGUCUGAGUGCACUCGCCUCUGCCCUCAACCUGGACCCAUCCAUCCUGGGCAUCAGGCCUCCAGCCCUACAGCACCUCCUCUUCUCCGAUGACCUGGAUGACAUGGACGAGGAGAUUCUCUCUCCAGGGACCCUGCAAUACGCUGCGUGGCAGAUGGACCGGCGAGUGAGUGACCUCUGGCCCCUGAGUGGCAUCGCAGACAGCCAGUCGUCAUGGAAAUGCUCUGCAGCUCCGAGUCUGACGCCACCGCUACGGUCAAGGAGAGGGGACGCCACCGUGACCGUCAGCUCUCAGAGGGACGUGAUGAAGCACUUUGACUCCACCCUCCCACUUUCCCACAGCGAGUCACAAAGCUUGAAGGACUUCAGACCCUUUUCUGCGUCGUUGAGGCCCCACCCCCUGCACAGCCCGAGUUCUGGUGGUCUGGAGAAAAGUUCGAGUCUCGGGGAACUGAGUGAUGCCGCCACUGCUGUCCUCGCCUCAUCCUGCUCCACUCCAUCCCUUUGCACCAUUUCCUCCAGCGACAGUCAGUCGGUUUUCUCAUCCGGCAGCUUGGUAGUCUGCGGACGUGGGAUGAGAACCUGCAACAAUCGCGUCACCCCGACUGAAGAUGGUGAGUCGUCAGGUAGCACGAGGAGACACCCGCUGAAUAAACUCUUUAAGAAGGAGCGGCUGUGGCAGUGAUCCCUCUGUGCCAGCAGGUUGAUGGUGGAUGUCCCUGAUCAGAAUUAGUGAGGAACUAUAAGGUGACAGGAACUUUUUUUUUUUAACCUGUUGCACCAAAUAAGAUCCAGACAUGGCCGACUGAUGAGUCCUCAAACAAGCUUCAGCUUCAGUUUGAGCUGAUUCUGCUGUGGUCUGGAUCCAGAUGUGAAUUCUGAAUCUGGCUGCACUGGAUGGCACGUCCCUUCAUCAUUACCAUCGCGGGUGAGAUCCUGAGGACCUGCACACGCUGUGUGCAUCUCCUGUGUCCAGCAACUGAACGUCCACAGAGUUAUUCAGCUGGAAUAACAAAACAAAAACAACACGCCGUGUGAUGACAUCAUCACACACGCUGUUUGCAGCCGCCACGUGGGAGGGGCAUGUUUACACAGUCCUGUCGGUACAUCCUGCUCCUGAUUGGUUGUGAGCUCCAUGAUGGAAACCGUCUGACUCUGAAGGAGGAAACGCUGGUUGGACCGUUGGAGAAAACUGUCCAUUAAGGUGAAUCCAGGCCGGACUAACAGUGGAUCUCCGAACAGGAAGAUCAUGUUUUGAACAGGCUCGUGCCAUGUUCACGACAUGUGGUGAAGUCUGGAAGCACCAGGGGAACAUUUGGCGGAUCGAUUUAUCCGAACAUGCAUCCUGUCGCGACUUUUUGAACAUUUUACAAAUGACAUUUCAUAAUUUUGAACAAAUGAUUUCUUUCUUUACCGUCGUGUUCACCGUUGUCAUGGAGGCAGCGUGGGGUGGGAGGGGCCAGUCCAACCUGUAGAUCACACAUAGAUGAAACGCCCGAGUUCGGUGAGUCGGCAUGAUUUGGUCGUCUGUGUUGUGUUUAUUUAAAACUGCGCUGAAGCGACUCAUUGUCAGACUUCAGGAUUCUGGAUCUUUAUUUUUGGACAGAUCCGUUCACCCGCGUGGUCCACAUGACCUUUGCAGAGAUCAGGCUCAGGACCAAGUGAUUUAACUCCAUCAGGAUUGUGUCUGUUCACUUUUAUGACAUCACUGAUGUUACAUAGGAAGCCCCGCCCACCCACAAAGUGUCGUUACAGCCUCUAGUAACACCACCAGGUUUCUGGGGUUUUUUUAUUGACGUGUGGAGGUACAUGAGGUUAAAAUGAUGUUUCCACUUUGACAGACUGUGAAAAUCUUCCAGCAUAUUUAUGACCACGUGUGGUGAAGCUCCCUGUCACCAAGACGCCGCCGCCACGCUGUUACUGCGGCCCAGCUACGGCCUCCUGUCUUGAUAACCUCAGCAAGAAUCACACAAGAUCAGUAAAAUCUGUCAAAUGUGUCACAGUGUGUAAAGACGUCCACAAUGCGUUGCCAUGAUGCAGCCGUGGCUGGUGCGUCACAAGGAAGACAGCACCCAAAUGUCCACUAAGUACAGGACCCACCAUGUUUCAUCGUGAUGGAAUGUGGACCCUGAUCCUGAAGGAAACCUGAAACCAACCACACAGACGUCUGUGAACGCAAGUCAAACCAUGACAUCAUGAAACCACAUUCCGUCCUGGAUAGCAACCACCCAGGCAGAGAACUAGUCCAUUUCCAUGUCUCCAAAAUAUACAAAUCUAAGUGUAAUGUCUUUGGUGACCGCUGACAAAUUAAAAUUUAGGAAAAUUCUUCUGAAUGUGGACUGUGGUCCUCCUGUUUCUCAGUGGUACCAGGUUCUGGUUCCUGGCCUUUAAAAAAAAAAAAAGAGACUCGUGAGGGUAGCCACCAAGACACCCAGAAAACCCUGAAGGAGUUAUAUGCUUCUAUGGCUGUUGCAUCAUCAGUCACAGCUUCAUCGUGGACCAGAGAAUUUUCAUCCAAGAAACAAGAUCAGAUGUGGACUCGAGUCUCCCAUGUGCCUUCUAGCAAACUGUCACUGAAACUUCACAUCUUGUUCUUAAGAAAAUCCUUUUCUGUUCCACCAUGAAGCUGUGACUGAUGAUGCAACAGGUCACUCUCUCCAGUCACAGCCUCAGAUGCCAGUAAUGACUUCAGAAUGGUCUUGGUGGCUUCCCUCACAGCUGUCAUUCUUGCACAUCUCUUCCACACAGAUUUACGCUACAGUACCACACUGUUUGUAUUUCUUCAUGAUGGAUGGAAAUGUUAAAAAAAAAAUGUUCAUGUGUUCAUCAACGGACUUGUCAAAAGAAAAUUAUUUGUAUUUAAAAUAUUUAGUUUGUCCAGUUUAUGGUCUGUGAAGAAGAAUAAAUGGUUAACAUGA
This is a messenger RNA of Thalassophryne amazonica, 5029 nucleotides long. Its product is annotated as stromal interaction molecule 1-like. Gene Ontology annotation, biological process: intracellular calcium ion homeostasis; activation of store-operated calcium channel activity; store-operated calcium entry. The transcript is spliced from 14 exons. The record is from RefSeq and is a predicted model, not a curated record. Gene Ontology annotation, cellular component: plasma membrane; endoplasmic reticulum. NCBI's taxonomy places the organism in Eukaryota, Metazoa, Chordata, Actinopteri, Batrachoidiformes, Batrachoididae. Bases 721 to 2796 code for a protein of 691 amino acids. Gene Ontology annotation, molecular function: calcium channel regulator activity; calcium ion binding; protein binding.